Messenger RNA from Aspergillus vadensis CBS 113365, 1773 nucleotides. Its product is annotated as fungal specific transcription factor domain-containing protein. The coding region runs from base 1 to 1773 and encodes 590 amino acids. NCBI's taxonomy places the organism in Eukaryota, Fungi, Ascomycota, Eurotiomycetes, Eurotiales, Aspergillaceae. The record is from RefSeq and is a predicted model, not a curated record. Gene Ontology annotation, molecular function: DNA-binding transcription factor activity; transcription cis-regulatory region binding. The transcript has a single exon. Gene Ontology annotation, cellular component: nucleus. Gene Ontology annotation, biological process: positive regulation of transcription by RNA polymerase II.
AUGGGGCCACAACAAACACCAGUACCAAUACAGUGUCCAUGGCCAGCCCAGGCCCCGAAACAGAAUGAUAAUGCUCCAGAUGAGCAAAAUGAAGAAACCUGUUAUGACGAGGUUUCACCCCGUAUGAGUACUUGCCAGCCGCCAUCAUUGUCUCAGCAACUGCUGGCACGUUCCGUGGGACGUACACCUCGACUCCGAUACCUAAUCAGUUAUUAUGCCGAAGUCAUUGCUCCGAUGAUUGUGGCAUUCGAUAGUCCAACCAACCCUUUUCGAACGUAUGUUCUUCGACUGGCGCAGCAAAGCACAUCGCUCCAAGAGGCCAUCGCUACGUUGGCCAGCUGUAAUCUGCGACAGCGACGCGAACGAGGAAUGAGAGCGACGGAGCGAACCUUGCCGGGGCGCAUGUCGUCCUUGGCCCACCAAGCCUUGACCGAUGGAGCAUUACAGGACCGGGCUGGUAUCAGGAUGCCUGAAGAAUAUGCCCAGGAAGAGCAGUAUCAUCGAGGCAUGGCGGUCUCUGCUUUGAAUCGGGAAUUGGCCGAUCCGCACCAGAGGCUUUCUGACUCUGUCCUGGCGACCUUACUCAUCCUCUGUCUAUUCCAUGGGUGUGAUACAGGGGUCGCUCAAUUCAAGACGCAGUUUGCGGGGGUGACGAAAUUGUUAGCCAUCCGACUGUGCAACUCACCUUGCAUGUCGGACGAGCUGAAAUGGUUUGUUCGGAUGUUCACAUGGAUUGACACGAUGACCGCCACCACCAAUGACCGCGAGGUACAGCUUCGCGGUGCUUGCCUGGAUAUCACCGCCGCCUCGGACGGCGAAUGGGGACUGGAAAAUCUGGCGGGAUGUGAUGCCGGACUUUUCAGAAUCGUAGCGCAGCUAGGUCGUUUGAACCUUCUGAGUCAAAAUCAAGAAGUCCGCACAUCUACGCCACCAGACAUCCAUAUGCCAUCCACUACUCUCCCGCCCUCGAUGGCGUUCUUUCCAUCGAACAAUCUAGCCACUUCGUCCGGUCCCUUUACAUUUUCAUUGCCGCCGCCGCCGCCUGGUGGUCGUAACGGAGCACAGCUGCCGCCGGCGUUCUGGGCGGAAUGGUAUUCUCUCCGACAGAAGCUUGAGUCCUGGCGUUUUGUUCCCCACCGAUCGCAAUCGGAUUCGCCUCUCUUUACAACCAGCCACGCCUACAUCUCGCCCCCUUCAUCGCCGACAGACCAGCCGGUGGUCGCAACUCACAAUCUGAAGGACAUCAUACACAUCUCUGAGUCAUUCCGUCAUGCGGCGAUCUUGUACAGUGAACGACUCGCCUAUCCAGACCUACCGUCCGAUCACCCUCGUAUCCAAAACAUUGUGCAACACAUAAUGAGUCACAUUAUGACUGUCCAGUCUGACGCGUAUCUCCUGUGGCCACUAUUCAUCACCGGGUCUGAGUGCGUGCGUGCCGAUCAUCGCGCCAUUAUCCGCCAACGGUGCAAAGAUCUAUCCAGAGACUCUGGGUUCUUUAACAACCUCUCCUGCCUGCAGCUGCUGGAGAAGAUCUGGGCAGAGAACCCUGCUGCGGAUGGACUUCCUGCUGUCUCAUCCCUUGAUUUUGGCUUGCAGGCAACCGCCAACGGGACCGUAAGCGAGGUUACAUUUCUCCCGCCUGGAAGCUGGGCCUCCUCCCAGCAUGAGGCAUUCAUGUCUCCGACACUGCCCUCUGUCUCUCGGAAGCAGGGAUUCCGCUGGCACGAGGCGAUGCAAACCAAACGCGCGGAGGACGAAUAUAUGACUGUAUGA